Centropristis striata (black sea bass) is the source of this 4182-nucleotide messenger RNA. Its product is annotated as cadherin-related family member 1. Gene Ontology annotation, molecular function: calcium ion binding; cadherin binding. Gene Ontology annotation, cellular component: plasma membrane; catenin complex. The record is from RefSeq and is a predicted model, not a curated record. The transcript is spliced from 20 exons. Gene Ontology annotation, biological process: homophilic cell-cell adhesion. NCBI's taxonomy places the organism in Eukaryota, Metazoa, Chordata, Actinopteri, Perciformes, Serranidae. The coding region runs from base 555 to 3113 and encodes 852 amino acids.
AAGGAACGACUAGAGCGCGGUACGACGCAAGGUGACUGAGGAGCUCCAUGCUGCAGUAAGCCUCCAAUGAUGAACCUACCCACCUGCCUGAUGAACUUGUACUUCAGAGCAAUGAGACCUCCAGUUUUCUGCCAUGGUGUUUACUCUGAGGCUGCCAAAGGAGGAAGGAGAGGGGAUCCAUUUGUCCCAAGCCCUAUAGAGGCCUACGCCAGCCGUCUCUUUCAUUACAUGCACCAUGCAUCCAGUCAGAUGUACAAGCGGGCUGGACGCUUUCAGACAAAAAGGGAGGUGUGAUGAUGACACCAUAUUGUGUGAAACCUGGACCCUCUUCCCCCCACACGUAGUUCUUCGGAAGAAAUCGGAGAGAGAGCAGUAUGGUGGAAGAUGUCUGCGGAGGGAAGGGAUGCGUCACUGGAUUAGUGCCUGAGAAUCUGUCCCAGCCUCCUUCCCCCUGAGCUCGCUGAGACGCCUCCAGAAGGGCAAGACACUCGCUGCUCGCUUUCCGUCCACCAAGCCUUCCACAUGAGCCAGCCAAGCCUUGCCCCCCCACCAGGAUGAAGAAAGAAAAGAAAACACAUGCUUUACUGUUUCUCCUCCUGCUUCACUUCACCUUGGGGCAAUCAGACUACGCUCCGUAUUUUUAUGAUAAUGGACCCAGCAGUACACAUGGGAAUAUGGCCUUGUUCAGCAUCUCUGAGGAUACACCAGUUGGGACACAGAUUUACAUUCUGAAUGGCACAGAUCCAGAGGGAGAUCCUGUGCGAUAUGGUUUGACUUUUGAAAAGGGCUCUAAAGAAUAUUUUAGGGGGGACUCAAAAUCAGGAAACGUGACUCUGAUCCAGGAGCUCGACAGAGAGAAACAAGAUGAAAUCUCAGUGCUCGUGAGCAUAACAGACGGUCGCAAUAAAGUUAUUGAGACGGUCAGAGUGUUUGUUACAGAUGCCAAUGAUGAACCACCUGAAUUUCAAAACCUGCCUUUCAUCAUUGACAUCCCAGAGGACACUGCUCCAGGAAGCAGCAUCUACAGAGUCCAAGCACUGGAUCGAGAUAUGGGCUCAGGAGGCAGUGUCUCAUAUUAUCUACAGACAUCACCGUUUGCCAAGUUCACUAUCGACGGGCACAGCGGGAUCUUAAGAGUCAAACCUGGUGAGACUCUGGACUACGAGACCACGCCCACACACUUUGUGACGGUGGUUGCAAAGGAUGGAGGUGGAAAGUACAAGGGAAAGCACCAGGUUUUGACCUCCACAGCCACCAUGACAAUCAAUGUCCUCGAUGCUCAGGACAUGCCUCCGUCCUUCGUAGGAACUCCUUACUUUGGUUAUGUCUACGAAGUCUCUGUUCCUGGUUCUGAAAUAUUCACUGUGUACGCUAAAGAUGGAGAUCAGGGCAACCCAAACCUGAUACAUUAUUCCAUUCUGAAUGGUAGUGAUGGUGUCUUUGACAUAAAUAGCACCAGUGGAUGCAUCACCCUGACAACAUAUCCAACUCUGCUGAGAAAUGAGUUAUAUGAAAUUAUAGUCAAGGCGUCUGAGGUGGGGCCGAACAAUCAGCUGCUGGAGUACGAUGUUACCACGGUGACGGUCCGGGUGGUGGAUCUCAACAACCAUCCUCCCACCUUUUACGGAGAGAACGGCCCACAGAGCAGGUUUGAGGUCACCAUGUACGAGCAUCCUCCUGCAGGGGAGAUCCUCCGAGGCUUUAAGAUCACCGUCAACGACUCUGAUCAGGGAGCAAAUGCUAAAUUUAAACUGAGACUCGUGGGGCCGAGUCGAGUGCUGCGAGUCGUCCCACAGACAGUCCUCAAUGAAGCGCAGGUGACCAUCAUUGUUGAAGACACAUCUGGCAUCGACUAUGAAAAGGGACCAACCCUCUCUUUUAAGCUGCUGGCGGUGGAGAUCGACACCCCUGAGAGGUUCAGUGCCACAGCUGACAUUGUGAUCAACCUGCUGGACACGAAUGACAACAUCCCCAAAUUCUCCUCUGAGUAUUACAUCGCCAGAGUCCCUGAGAACUCUCCGGGAGGUUCCAGUGUUGUGACUAUAACAGCAAAUGAUCCAGAUUCAGGGCCCUGGGGUGAAGUCAAAUACACGAUUUAUGGAUCAGGAUCAGAUUUGUUUGCCAUCCACCCAUCAUCAGGCAUCAUCUCCACGCAGCCCUGGACCAGCCUGGACGCAGAGGUCAGGUCCAAGUACAACUUCUACAUCAAGGCCGAAGAUUCGGAGGGGAAGUACAGCUUGUCUGAGGUGUUCGUCACCGUCCUCGACAUGAACGACCACCCUCCAGCUUUCGAUGAAAAAUUCCUGGAAAAGACCAUGAUUAUUGGCAUACCUGUCAAAGUGGAGGCAGUGGAUGAAGAUGCAGAGUCUCCCAACAACGUCAUUGAGUACUCCAUCAUGACGGCAGAUCCAGACAACGCGUUCGAUAUCAACGCAGACACUGGGGAGAUCAAGCUGAAGCCGUACAUCAAAUCCAUGGAGAUUGUGCAGAAUAUCACCAGGCAGAAGGACUGCAAGUGGUCUCUGGUGGUCCAGGCCAGGGACAGAGGCUCCCCAUCCUUUAGCACAACAGCCGUGGUCAACAUCGAUAUCACAGAGGCGACUCCUCUCAAGGGUCCUAUGGCGGCCUUUUUAUUGAAAAGUAGGGACAAUCCUAUGAGAGCUCUAGGCAUGGUCACUGUUGUCAUAAGCUUAUUGGUAGGGGUGACUGUCUUGAUCUCUACGGGUUUGUACAUGCGCAACUCAAAGUCAAACAGGAUCAUGCCGGCUCGUCGCAUCAUCAAGAGGCGGCCCAGAGACCCCAGGGACCAGCAGCCCUGGAACUUCAAGAUGCCUCUCAUCACAUUCAACAACCCCGCAGAUAAGUUUGUCAUCGUCAAUGAUGAGAGAAGCCCCCGACCGAAGCCUCCACCUCCCAGCGCUCCUCCGCCUCCAUCUAACACACGGCCCCAUGAGAGGCAUCGGGCCAUCCCAACGAUAUCUGGCGCCCUGGUCUCCAAGGGGUCCAAAAAAUCUGGUCGCCGCAAGGAGGGAAACGUCAGCUCUGCUUUGGUGUCAGAGCUUAAAAUGAAGCUGGAGCAGAAAAUCAAUGAGAGCAACAAAGGUUAUUAUUAACAGUGUCAUACAAAAACGUCUCAUUUAAGGUUUUUUGAUGCUCUUAGCUCAUCGACUGUCAACCUGAUCUUCAUGUGAUGAUCUGAUGGCUUAUGCAUGAGUAAAUGGUUAAAAAAAAAAUGGGGGGAACAGAUAUUAAAGUCUUAAGGCGAGAUAAUAACAAGUAGGUACCUCAGCUGACCUGGCUUAGGUGAAGAGAGGAGACCGCUUAAUCUGCCUCUGGUGCAAUGGGAGAUAAUUCACCACACUGCCAUCUUGAGGAAGAUUACAUCAUCCUUAGAGUAAGAGGCACCAGAGAGAGAGGAUUACUAAGACUUACUGUCUAUACAUAAGUUGCAUAACUUCCUGAAAAGUGUACAUGUCAAAAAAAAAUCCUAUGAAAAAUGUUUCUUUUUGCUCAGUGGAGCGUGCAGCUGAAUGACACAGUCGUGGAAAAAAGACACUGCUUCUUAUAAAGUGCUAAAGGACCCAUGUGUUAAUAUUUUUACUGUGUUACAUCAGCCGCUUGAAAGCUGAGAAGUUGCUCUUUUGUAUGAUUACAAUGUGCCACUGUAGGUUUUCACGGUAACAGGAGCUAACAGAGUUGCUUUUAUUUAUUUGAGUGUGUUAUUAUAGAGAAAUAAAUGCUUUUAUAUAAAUGACAUGGGUCCAUUUAAAUGUAUAAAUAUGCAUAUAUGACAAGAUUCUCUGUUGUAUCUUGCAGCAGUUAAUAACAUACGGUACAAAUAAAACCAUCUAACGCCACUAAAGAUUUUCAAGCACAGAUGUAUAUAACCUGCUCGGACAUUUCCUUUAUAGCUCUAGAUAUUGAAAUAUUGAGUCUGUGUCGAACAUUUAGGUUCCUCUCACUCCAUGUUACUCCAAUGCCUUCAAAUGUUGGCAACUAAAAAUAAUUGCAUUGCUGUGACAUCUUGUAUCUGACUAUAUCAUUAUUUGUAACUAUCUUAAAUAAGUUGAGAUGAACUAUACAUCUUAACUAUAAAUUACACUUGCCUGGUCCUUCAAAGUAACAUAUUUGUACCGUCUUUGUACUGUCUUGAUUUUGAAUAAAUAUUUGAAAAUAAAUUUG